Oppiella nova is the source of this 1158-nucleotide messenger RNA. NCBI's taxonomy places the organism in Eukaryota, Metazoa, Arthropoda, Arachnida, Sarcoptiformes, Oppiidae. The record is from the annotation of a GenBank genome assembly.
AUGAAAUACUCGUAUGACAUGAAUGCGAGCACUUCUUCGGCGAGCUAUGGCUCGACUGGACCUUCGAGUGCCACCAAUGAGCGGAAGGUAUCGUUGUUUUCGCUGAAGGAGUUGCGACCUCUGGAAGUGCCAGCGAGUGAUCAGUUGGGCAAAUGCCGGUUAGUCACAGAGUUUGAGAAACUCAACCGCAUAGGAGAGGGUACUUAUGACAGAGCGCGGGACACGAGAAGCGAUGAGAUCGUAGCCAUGAAACGGAUGCGAAUGGAUCGCGAGAGGGAAGGGCUGCCCAUCAGUGGUCUCCGCGAAAUCAAUUUACUGCUGAACUUAAGGCAUCCGAAUGUCGUACUCCUGAAGGAAGUGGUUGUCGGCAAAAGUCUUGAGAGUAUUUUCCUUGUGAUGGAGUAUUGCGAACAAGACUUGGCGUCCCUUUUGGAUAAUAUGAACACUCCGUUCACUGAAUCUCAGGUGAAGUGUAUUUUGAUGCAACUGUUCCACGGAUUAGAGUAUUUGCAUAAGAAUUUCAUCGUUCAUCGCGACCUCAAAGUGUCGAAUCUGUUGCUCACAGACAACGGGGAGCUUAAGAUCGCCGACUUUGGGUUAGCGCGAAGGUAUGGCCAGAAGGAUAUGCCGAUGACUCCCAGAGUUGUCACCCUAUGGUAUAGAGCGCCGGAACUGCUGUUUCAGUCCAAAGUGCAGACAACGGCUAUUGACAUGUGGGCCGCCGGCUGUAUAUUAGGGGAACUCCUUCUCCACAAACCACUACUUCCCGGACGCUCUGAGAUAAACCAAAUCGAACUCAUUGUGGAUCUGUUGGGCACUCCAAACGACUCCAUUUGGCCCAACUGCUCAAAACUACCGGUGCUCGACAAGUUCCACCUCAAGCACCAGCCCUAUAAUAACCUGAAGUUCAAAUUCAAUUGGGUGUCUGCGGCGGGCAUUCGACUCCUGCACCUCCUGUUUAUGUACGACCCGACCAAAAGGGCGACUGCAGAGGAAUGCCUUCAGAGCUCAUACUUUAAGGAAAAUCCUUUACCCUGUGAUCCAAAGCUCAUGCCGUCCUUCCCUCAGCAUCGAAAUCUUAACCUUAAGCGAGAAUCAGAUGAACCGCCGGUGGUUCCCAAGAAGGCCAUGAGUGACGACAGGUAUUUGAUUAAAUGA